Messenger RNA from Osmerus eperlanus (European smelt), 2323 nucleotides. RefSeq names its product pyridine nucleotide-disulphide oxidoreductase domain 2 (gene pyroxd2). The transcript has 14 exons. The record is from RefSeq and is a predicted model, not a curated record. NCBI's taxonomy places the organism in Eukaryota, Metazoa, Chordata, Actinopteri, Osmeriformes, Osmeridae. Gene Ontology annotation, molecular function: oxidoreductase activity. Bases 529 to 1935 code for a protein of 468 amino acids.
CUGCAACGGUGUCGCAGAACUGUCUGCUUUCGCUGCUUUCGUUUCGCUGCUUUCUUUCUUGGGGAAACAACAUUCACGACUACAUGUAGCAUUUUUGACUUGUUCUGCCGCACCCUGAUCUUGAUAUAGCCAAUGAAUUUGACACGAAAUGGUCGCAUACACACUUUGGACUCAACUAUAAAAGUUUGAAGUCGCUCGCGUUCAUGCCGUUAUCACCAUUUGCUUUUAAGAAUCGUUGCACAGUUGCACAAUCGCAAAGUAUUAAAAAAUCUGUACAUGCUAACAUUUUAGAUAAUUAACCUCGCUUUAUAAUUGAUUUAUAGCAAUCACGUGACCCUCGUUUUAAAUUUUAAUCUGUACAUUGAACAUUCACUAAUUGGACUGUCAUUGCAGGACACAAUGGAUUGGUAGCGGCAGCCUAUCUGCAGAAGGGGGGGCUGAAGACAGCAGUUCUGGAGCGUAGACAUGUGUUGGGAGGGGCAGCUGUGUCGGAGGAGAUAAUCCCAGAAACAUGGGCUGAAGGUGUAUAUGAGGGACCCCCAUGCCUUCACCCCAAUGCUGGAGGAGGGGGUGGGGGGAGCUCCCCCCAGGGCUCUGCUUCUUGGGGGAGACCUGGCCAUGAACCAGAGGGAGAUCAGCAAGUUCUCAGAGAAGGACGCCAAGGCUUUCCCAGAGUUUGUGACCCACCUGGAGAAGCUGGCUGGGGCUAUCCACCCCCUCCUGGACGCCCCCCCUGUGGACAUCCCUGGGAUCAUGGGGGGGUCACUCACCAAAAGGCUGGUUGCCCUCAAGACUCUGAUUCCCAUGGUCAAGUGUGGUAUGAAAUUGGGCAACAAUAUUCCAGACUUCUAUGAGAUUAUAACAGCGCCAAUAAUGAAGAUCCUGAAUCGCUGGUUUGAGUCAGAACCUCUCAGAGCCACCCUGGCCACAGAUGCUGUCAUCGGAGCCAUGACCAGCCCCAGCAACCCUGGCAGUGGGUAUGUGUUGCUGCACCAUGUGAUGGGAGAGCUGGAGAAGGAGAAGGGGGCGUGGGGCUACGUGGAGGGGGGCAUGGGUGGGGUGUCCAAGGCGAUCGCCAGCUCUGCCCGCUCCCUGGGAGCAGAUGUCUUCACUGAACAGAAUGUGCAGCAGGUCCUGGUUGGGGCGGAUGGCUCUGCCAGGGGGGUGGUCCUGCAGGAUGGCACAGAGGUCCACAGCAAGGUGGUUCUGUCCAACGCCACACCCUACCUCACCUUCAAACAUCUGGCCCCUCAGGGGUCCCUGAGCCCAGAGUUUCUCAAAGCUGUGGACCAGAUUGACUACACAUCCCCCGUCACCAAGAUCAACGUGGCGGUGGACAGGCUGCCUAACUUCCUGGCCGCUCCCACCCCUGAUGGCAAGGCGGGCCCCCACCACCAGUGUUCCAUACAUCUGAACUGUGAGAGUGUGGAGUUGCUGGAGACGGCUUACAAGGAUAGCCUGGAUGGACGACCCUCGUCCAGGCCCAUGCUGGAGAUGACGAUCCCCUCAGUGCUGGAUUCUACUCUGGCGCCCUCUGGCUGCCAUGUGGUGUCACUGUUCACCCAGUUCACCCCCUACCACCUGCAGGGGGGCCGGGACUGGACGGACCAGGACAGGGAGGCCUACGCCGACUCAGUGUUUGGCUGGGUGGAGCAGUACGCCCCUGGUUUCACAAGCUCCAUCGUGGGCAAAGACAUCCUAACCCCGCCAGACCUGGAGAGAAUCUUUGGACUCACUGGAGGGAAUAUUUUCCAUGGCUCCAUGUCAUUGGACCAGCUGUACCUGGCACGACCUUUGCCCUCUUUCUCUGACUACCGUUCACCAAUCAGAGGGCUGUAUCUUUGUGGCAGUGGCUCCCACCCAGGUGGUGGUGUGAUGGGCUCCUCGGGAUGGAAUGCUGCGCAAACUGUCAUGGCCGACCUGCGACGUGGCUGAAACCCUGAACCCUGGAGAGAGGGAGGGAGGGUGGAGAGAGAGAAAGGAAGAGAGAGGGAGAAUACAAUGAGGUGGAAAGAGUAAAGGAUAAAGACAGAAAGCAAUUGUUUUUAUUUGCAUAUUGUUGCCGCAAAGAAAAACAGCAACGUUUAAGUGAAUGUGACAUUCACUUAAAACUGCUAGACACUCCAAUGUUUAAACUUUAGAAUUAUACUCAUAAAACAUUCCGAAAAACAAUGUUUUCAUGUUGAAAUGAAUGAAUCCGGACCAGAUGUGCAGUGUUCUCAUUCUACAAGGCUCUUGAAGUGCUUAAUUAAAACCAUGUCCAAAGAUUGUUUUCCAUUCUCUUAUACAACAGCUUCAAUAAACAGUAAUGUCCCUCUUCUGC